AUGGCUGAUUUUGGAGAGAUUCUCCACAGUAUCGGAGAGUUUGGAUUAUUCCAGAAGAUUGUCCUUUUUGCUCUUUGCUUCCCGAAUGUUAUUCUGCCUUUUUUCUUUGCCAGUGUGUUUUUCAUCGAGUCAGAUCCGGAGCGAUACUGUAACACAGACUGGAUCCUUCAGGCCGACGCUAACCUGACCACAGAGGAGCAGCUGAACCUGACUCUGCCGCGGGACGAGGAUGGGACAUUCAGCAGGUGUCUCAUGUUCGUCCCUGUGGACUGGGACAUCGGUGCCAUCAGGGAGCAUGGACUCAACGAGACCACAGGGUGCCAGAACGGAUGGGUGUACGAUAACACGCUGUAUGAGUCCACCAUAGUCACUUAUUUUGACCUGGUUUGUAACCAGGCUUAUUUUGUGGGAGUUGCACAAACAGUGAUGAUGGCCGGCGUUCUCAUUGGGUGUCUCUUAUUUGGACCUUUUGCAGAAUCGUUUGGUCGUAAGCGAGCAGCUCAGAUUCCAUUUGUUUUGUUGUUCAUAUUUACUUUAACAUCUGGACUAUGUCCCAACUUCUAUUUAUAUUUGGCAUCGCAGUUCAUAGCAGGAAUUGGCUAUGGAGGCUACCGACUGAACGGCGUCAUAUUAGCCACUGAGUGGAUCGGGCCGUCCAAAAGAUCAUGGGGAGCCUGUGUGACUCAGCUGUUAGGUGCAGUUGGACAGGUCGUCCUAGCUGGUCUGAUUUAUUACAUCAGAGACUGGAGACUGGCUCAAAUCAUCACAGCAGCUCUGCUCGCUGUCGUUGCUGUUUACAUUUGGUUUAUUCCAGAGUCGGCCAGGUGGUUGUUAAGCAGAGGACGGACAGAAGAGGCCAAACAGCUGAUUAUCAGAGUGGCGGCCAUCAACAAACGCCCCGUACCAGACUCUCUGCUCGAAAAGAUUGUUGAGAAAGAAACUGAGAAAAAGGGAGGCGUAUUAGUUCUGAUCCAAUCCCCCGUGCUCAGGAAGUAUUUCUUUACCAUAAUAUUGGCAUGGUUUUCCUUAAAUGUUACCUACUACUGCAUUUCGUACAAUGUGGGAAAUUUUGGUUUGAGUGUCUUUGUGACGCAGCUCAUGUUUGGUGCGAGUGAACUUCCAGCUCAUAUACUUUGCAUCUGGCUGUUAGAGGCACUGGGGAGGAAAGUGUCGCUGAUAUCAACACUUCUGACCGGGGGAUUCAUGUGCAUUUUAAUUCUAGCUGUUCCUCAAGGUAAUGCCGUUGCUAUCACUACAUUAGCAACCUUGGGACGUUUUUUCAUAAACUGGGCAGGAUCUAUAUGUAGCGUGUAUGUUCAGGAGUUGUUCCCAACAUUUGUGAGACAAACAGCGUCAGGUUUGGGCUGCACUGCCAGCAGAGCAGGUGGCUUGGUGUCUCCAUUGCUCAACAUGUUGGCCGUGUACCACUGGUCCAUACCCAUCGUGGUCUACAGCGGCCUCCCACUGAUCAGUGGAGCUCUCAGCUUCCUGCUGCCUGAGACCAGGAGAAAAGAGCUUCCUGAUUCGACCAACGAGGCCGAGGGCAACAGCAUGAAGACGACCCCGAAGAAGGAGAGUGACUCGAACACGCCUGCACAAAGCAAAUCCACCAAACUGUAGACUGAAAACUUCUAUUACGGUCGUUUUUUUUUCGCUCUGCAGAGAAUCAGGACUGUGAUGUCGAUUUGUCAGCUGGUUUGUUUGCACACUUUGGUCCAUCGUCAUGCCACUGGUCACAU
Plectropomus leopardus (leopard coralgrouper) is the source of this 1739-nucleotide messenger RNA. RefSeq names its product solute carrier family 22 member 13-like. Gene Ontology annotation, cellular component: membrane. Gene Ontology annotation, molecular function: transmembrane transporter activity. The record is from RefSeq and is a predicted model, not a curated record. NCBI's taxonomy places the organism in Eukaryota, Metazoa, Chordata, Actinopteri, Perciformes, Serranidae. Gene Ontology annotation, biological process: transmembrane transport.